Molecule: messenger RNA, 2321 nt
Organism: Prosopis cineraria
Lineage: Eukaryota; Viridiplantae; Streptophyta; Magnoliopsida; Fabales; Fabaceae
Product: cold-responsive protein kinase 1-like
Exons: 8
Coding region: 57-2000 (647 amino acids)
Biological process (GO): protein phosphorylation
Molecular function (GO): ATP binding; protein kinase activity
Source: RefSeq, a predicted model, not a curated record
UUCUCUCUCAGAGUCUCUUUCUUCUCUCCCUUGAGCAACAAAAACAGUAAGACACCAUGUACCUACAACAUAAGCCUUUGUUCUUCUUCGUCUUGAGCUUCAUAAUCUGGUCAUGGUGGACUCUGGACGGCGUCGUUUCAGACCCGCAGACCAACUUCGUGAAAAUAGGGUGUAGCCAGUACAACGUCACGGACGUGAACAUCUUCCAUCAGAACCUAAACGCAACGUUUCAAGACCUGAAAGCUCAGAUCGGAAACCAGAGCAAACACUUCGCGACGGCGCAGGCGGUGAAGGGAAACAACCCGGCUUAUGCUCUCUUUCAGUGCAGAAACUACCUCUCCAUCUCCGACUGUCUCAAGUGCUUCGACUUCGCCGCCGAUCACAUUCGUAACUGCUCCGUCGGCGUCACCGGGGCUCGUAUCAUCUACGAAGGUUGCUUCCUCAGGUACGAGAGCAGUGGCUUCUUUGACCAGAACACAGACGCUGGCAACAACAUUGUGUGUGGGAAUAAACCAAGAAACUCCACCGAACUUGCAUCAACAGUGGAAAAAGUACUAACGGAUCUGGAAACAGCAACACCAAGAAUACCUGGUUUCUAUGCAGCCACUAAAACGCAAGUGCCUAAUAGUAACACUUCAAUUUAUGCCUUUGCUCAAUGUCUUGAGACUGUCACUCAAAGCGGCUGCCAGGAUUGCUUGAACACUGGCUUUAAAAACUUUCAGAUUUGUCUUCCCAAUUCAAAUGCUAAGACUUAUGACGCUGGUUGUUUCAUGAGAUACUCCACCACUGCCUUCUUUGCUGAUAAUCAAACCACUAAUAUCAAGCAGUUCUUGAAACAAGGAGGUUCAAACAAGAAGGCCAUUAUAGGUGGAGUUGUUGGGGGUGCUUCUUUCAUUCUGAUCCUCCUUGCAUUAUUUGUUUUGUACAGACGAUCAACUUCGACCAAGAGGAUUCGUAGAGGUGACAUUUUGGGAGCAACUGAAUUGAAAGGCCCUGUUAACUACAGGUAUAAAGAUCUCAAGGCUGCAACAAAAAAUUUCAGUAAAGAAAAUAAACUAGGAGAAGGAGGUUUUGGAGAUGUGUACAAGGGCACUCUGAAAAAUGGAAAAAUAGUUGCUGUCAAGAAAUUGGCUUUAGGCCAAUCCAAACAGAUGGAGAAAGACUUUGAGAGUGAAGUGAAGUUGAUAAGCAAUGUUCAUCAUCGAAACCUUAUUCGGCUUCUAGGAUGUUGCAGUAAAGGCCAAGAGAGAUUUCUUGUUUAUGAGUACAUGAAAAACAACAAUGUUGGCCAAUUCUUAUUUGGUACAAAUAAGGGUUCCCUCAAUUGGAAGCAACGCUAUAACAUAAUUUUGGGCACUGCAAGGGGUUUGGCUUAUCUGCAUGAGGAAUUCCAUGUUUGUAUUAUUCAUAGAGAUAUAAAGACUAGCAAUAUUCUCUUGGAUGAUGAUUUCCAACCUAAAAUUGCUGACUUUGGGUUGGCAAGACUUUUGCCAAAGGACCAAUCUCAUCUCAACACAAAAUUUGCAGGAACAAUGGGAUACACAGCACCUGAAUAUGCAAUGCAUGGACAAUUAUCAGAGAAGGUUGAUACUUAUAGCUAUGGUGUUGUACUUCUAGAAAUCAUAAGUGGACAAAAGAGUGGUGAAUUGAAGAUUGAUGAUUCAAGCGAACUCCUCCUUCAAAGAGCUUGGAGACUGCAUGAGAGAGGAAUGCACAUAGAUUUUGUGGAUAAAACCUUAGAUCCAAAUGAAUACGAUGCAGAAGAAGUAAAGAAAAUAAUAGAGAUUGCAUUGCUGUGCACUCAAGCAUCUCCCGCAGCUAGGCCAACAAUGUCUGAAAUUGUUGUUAUGCUCAAAAGCAAGGGCUUAAUGGAGCACAAGAAACCAACUAUGCCUGUCUAUGUUGAUACUAAUUUGAGGCCUAGAACAAACAAUUCUAUGUCUAAUGGUACAUCUUCAUCAAAUGCUACUGUUUCCAUUUCGAGUCUAUCAGGAAGGUGAUUGCACCAUUCAAGAACAUGCAGUUAAGGGUUACUUGAAGUUUGAAUCCAGAAAAUAGUGAUAAUGAAGAAGAAGAAAAUAGAGCAAGUGAUGUCCUUCAUUCCAUUACUCAAGAUUGGAGUACAAUGAAACAUUAAUUCUACAAGCAGGAAAGUUGGUGUGAAAGGGUGGCCUCUUACUUUGGCCUAUGGUGUAAAAUAGAUUAGUGAAUGUAUUGAAAGCCUCUGAAUUAUGUGUGAUAAAACACUAAGAGGCUGUUUUUUCAAGGAAAAAUAAAAUAGAGUGAAGAAAGAAAAGAAAAUAGAAAAAGUGAUUUUUAUA